UUGAGGGAGUGAAUGAUGUGGAAAAGAGGAAUGAGGGUUACAAAUGGCAACAUGCUCUGAAACGGUCUGUUACACAUAGCCUUUUGUUAUUUACGCAACUAUCCACACAGACAGCUCACCGUCACCGCCCUCACUCUUCCCCCGAACUAUACAUUUAAACUCUGACCAAUUUAUUUGUCGUACGAAUCCCCUUUGUAAAUAUAUUCUCUCAGAGAUCGCUCAGUUGUCUUGAUUUUGUGUAUCCUCAAAUAAGACAAGAGACGAGUAGUUUUUCUUUUUUUCUUUUUAAUUGCAGAAAGAGUGAUGGAGCUAGAGACAAUGGGAGACCAGAAAACCAUGGUGAUUGAUGUGAAGGAGAAACAGAAGAUCAAUGGACUACUAGAGGUGAAAGAAGAGCUAGUGCUGUUUCUUGAUGAAGAUGACAUUAUUGGAAGUGUUGCUGCUGAUGGGAAUUUUACUUCACUGCCAAAGCCUUUGGAGGGGCUGCGUGAUGUAGGUCCACCACCCUUCUUGAAGAAAACGUUUGAAAUGGUGGAUGAUCCUGAUACAGACUCUAUAAUCUCCUGGAGUAACACCCAAACCAGCUUUGUUGUUUGGGAUCCUCACAAGUUCUCCAUUCAUCUUCUACCUAAACACUUUAAGCACAACAAUUUCUCCAGCUUCAUUCGCCAGCUUAAUACCUAUCGUUUCAGGAAAGUUGAUUCAGACAGAUGGGAAUUUGCAAAUGAGGGGUUUCAGAAAGGAAAGAAGAAUUUGCUGAUAAAUAUCAAAAGGAGAAAGCAGUAUUCUCAGCAAGGAGGAUCAGCAAAAUCCUGGCUAGGUUCUUGCAAGGAUGGUGGAACUGAUCAGGCAGAGAUAGAAAAGCUGAAAAAGGAUCAGAACACAUUGAAGAUGGAAAUCCUGAGGUUAAAACAACAACAGGAGAGCACAGAUAGCUAUUUAGCUACUAUGAAGGAGAGGUUACAGAACACUGAGACAAGGCAAAAAUAUAUGGUCAUCUUUAUGGCAAAAAUAUUCAAGAACCCCCUCUUUGUUCAGCAUCUCGUGGAGAAGAUGAAACAGGGUAAGACUUUAGACAAUGGCAGAUUUACAAAAAAGAGGAGGUUGACUAACGCUACCACAGAUGGUGAUGAAAAGAGUCUACAAUUUCAAGAGGAAUACACAACAAUUAAGUCUGAAAUACAAACUCUCUUCUCUUCUGAUGAUUCGAGCGGUCCAGUUGAGGAACAAAAGGCCAAGGGAAAUAAUAGCCCAGACAUACUACCUGAGAACUAUAUAUUGUGGGAAAAGCUGAUGGAAGAUGAUAUGAUUUGUGAGAAUGGAGAAGAAACAGAUAAAUAUCAAAGUGAAAUUGUUCAUGAACUCGAAGAUUUGAUCUCAAAGCCAUCAGAGUUGAAGUGUAUGCCUUAAGGAAUAAUUAUGAAGCAGCUUUGUUCAAGAGACGUGAUCUCAAUUCCGUUUCAGCUGGACUGAUGGAUGGUCUCUAUCAGUUGGUAGCGACUGACAAUGUACAUAGUUUUUACAGAAGAAACAAAUUUAGGUUGUAGUUUGGUAGGUGCACAGGAGCAUAUUGUAGGAACCCCGUGUGUUACAUAUUAUAUUACUCUUGCCUUUUCUUCCUGGCUUUGCAGUAAUACAGUUUCUCAGCUUUGGUUCCAAAAGCGUGGGUGACUUAUCAAUCCGGAUGUGUGUAUGGAGUUGAGUCUCCCAGAAUUUGUUAUCUGCGGAAGGGUGAGGGUGAGAGCUGCAUACUAUUUAAUUUGUGUCCAAAAACGAAAUAAUUUUCCACAAAAUGAUCCUGCAAAGUUUUUAUGUACUAGUAUUUGUUAUAAAUCUAUUUACAUUAUAGUAAAUGUGUAUUAAUAUCAACUAUUGAUUAAGAUUUGAAGCAUCCGUCUUUCACUCA
This is a messenger RNA of Capsicum annuum, 1906 nucleotides long. Its product is annotated as heat stress transcription factor A-2. NCBI's taxonomy places the organism in Eukaryota, Viridiplantae, Streptophyta, Magnoliopsida, Solanales, Solanaceae. The transcript is spliced from 3 exons. Gene Ontology annotation, biological process: regulation of transcription by RNA polymerase II. The record is from RefSeq and is a predicted model, not a curated record. Gene Ontology annotation, cellular component: nucleus. Gene Ontology annotation, molecular function: DNA-binding transcription factor activity; RNA polymerase II cis-regulatory region sequence-specific DNA binding. Bases 304 to 1410 code for a protein of 368 amino acids.